AUGGCCAAGUGGAGCAUUGUCGCCCUCGCCCUUAUCGGCUGUGCCGUUGCCGAGCCCCCUGUCGGCUACAGCUACUCAGCACCAUCUUCCCUGCUGGUCGUCGGAGGCGGCCACGGUCACAGCUCUCCUCUAGCUAGCGGCGGCCACUACCACUCAGUGCCAGUCGGCCACCAGUCCUCUGAAGGCUACCACAUCGACCCUCAUCUAUUGGACAAAAUCAAGCACAUCAUCCUGAAGGACGAGAUCCAGAACCAAGCUUACCAAUCAUCAGUCGGAGGUCACGGCCACGGCAUCUCAUCUCACUACGGACCUCCCGCUCCCGUCUACGGCGUACCUCAUGACAGAAUCGUGGGUGUCGAAUUAGAGUCUCUCCAACAAGGCAUCCAGGUCGCUCAGUACCACCAGGCUGAAGAAGGUUACGCUGGUGGUUACGCUGGCGGAUACUCUGGAUACUCCAGCGGUGGCUACUCCGGCGGUGGCUACUCCAGCGGUGGCUACUCCAGCGGUGGACACGGCUCAAUCUCCUACAGCUCCCCAUCAGCCAGCUACACCACCAUCGGAGUCCCGUCCGGAUCCUACGGCGUCCCAUCUAUCUCGUCCUCCUACGGCGCUCCUCACCACUAA
Molecule: messenger RNA, 624 nt
Organism: Danaus chrysippus (African queen)
Lineage: Eukaryota; Metazoa; Arthropoda; Insecta; Lepidoptera; Nymphalidae
Source: the annotation of a GenBank genome assembly